AUGUACGGCAUUCAAUUCGCUCACUGCGCCCGCGGGUAUAUAUCGCCGAUGUGCGUGCAAGCCCAUAUAUGGCGGGUGAAGUGUGCCGUCAGCUCAUACAAUUGGCGCGUGAGUUGCAAGCAGGAUGCGCAAACCCAUUUGCGAGUUUGCUGGAGCCGUACUCGCACAUAG
Molecule: messenger RNA, 171 nt
Organism: Chondrus crispus (carragheen)
Lineage: Eukaryota; Rhodophyta; Florideophyceae; Gigartinales; Gigartinaceae
Exons: 1
Coding region: 1-171 (56 amino acids)
Source: RefSeq, a predicted model, not a curated record